AUGAUAAGAAACACAAUAAUAAAACAAAGAUGGCAUGUUAGUCCUUGUCGACGCUUGCGUUUUCUCGGUCGAUCCCUUGCAACGGCUGCAUACGAAAAUGUGUCUGAUAAAUCAAUCUUUGACCCACAGAGAUUCACCUUUCCCGAUCAUGAUCAAGAAAGGUGGAACUCGCUAUCGAAGACGUACAUACGUGCAGUAUUUAGCAACAAUGCUUCACUUGCCUUAAAGCAUUUAAUUGAGUUAAAAAAACACUAUACAUCCUUGGAUCACCCGAUUGCAUUGAAUCAGAAGCAAAUGCUUGAAUUCUUUCAAGCGGGACUUUGCUUGUACAUAGAACAGGAUCAGAGAUUCAAUUUCAAGAUUCUCAAUGGCAUUAUUCAAGCAUAUGCAACGUUGAUCAAACAAGUGCAGUGUUCAGGAGUUGACCACAAUACAACACAGCCACAUAUUAACACUAUUUUAAAGACUUUGCUACAUGCAUAUGACUUGGAAAAAGCAUCUGGAAAGAGUAAAAUAUAUGCACUUCCAAUCAAGAAUUCAUUUAAGCAAGUGGUGGAAAGUUUCCAGGCAGAUUUGUCAAUAUUUUCGACACGAUUGACUGAAGAGGAUCUAAUAAAAACCUUGAAAGAGCUCUACCCCAGUAUAAAGUCGGAGCAAUCAAGUGAACAUCCUGUUAAUUCUCCCCCCACUACUCUACCCAUUGAGUCCUACUUGGAUGAUUUUGGUAACUUACAUUUCGAAAAAGCCUGUCAAUAUAUCGAAGACAAUAAAUUUCAAUGGAAUGGAGAAACCAUAUAUGGAAUAUAUGACUAUUACGACUCUUUACCCAGCAAUGAAAAAGAAACGUUCUUGAAGGAUUAUCUUGCUUUCAACAAGAUUAAACAAUCAACUUUGGAACAAUAUACUCAUAAAUUGGUUAAAAGUCCAUCAAAAUCCAACACAACAUCUGAACAGAGUGCAAAGUUUAUCGCUAAUGAGCAAGAAAUGUUGAAUACCUGGAUUUAUCACAGCUGUAAAACAGUCGACAAGCUAGUUGUGAACUCGCCAGCUUCUGACAAUGAAAAGAUACUUUAUCAUUUUCAACAAUUUAUUCAAAGUUUCCCCAUAAGGUCAAUAGUUGGUAACGUUGUUUACAAAUUGAUUUCUUCGGCGUAUAAGGAGAAAGUUGGUGUUUUAGAAGUCUUAAGUGGCAUGAGAAUGGCCUUUAGACAAGAUAUAUCAUUAAUGAAAACGGGUGACAAUAAGCCACAACUUUUCAAGUUUAUAUCUGAUGAUGAUUUCGAUAAGUUUUCAAGCAUAUUGGUCAAAGCUGUGAUAGAAUCAUGUGUGUUACCUAGUGAAUAUACAACUCGUCAACUCAACAGUGAAGCUGAAGUCGGUCCUAGUUUUACGGUUGGCGAUACCAAAGAGCAAUUUGCGUUUACCCAAAGUACAAUCUAUACAUCACCGAUCAAAUCACGAGCUGUAAUUAGCAUCAAUCCUAUCUUGUCACAAAGCUUGACUUCAAUUCCUAUUGGAUCAGAUUCACAUCAUUUCCCAUUAUUGUGCCCUCCUGAACCAUGGCUUGGUGUCAACAAAGGUGCCUAUUUGGAAAGAAAUACUCCGUUCUUGAGUGGAUUUGACCAGUUACAACAAACAAUAUUACAAAAUGCCCAUCAUCAAGGUAAACUUGAUUCCGCAUUUAAAUGUCUUGAUCAAAUGGGUAAAACUGCUUGGUCAAUCAAUCGAGAUAUGUUGGUGAUUUUCAACAAGUUGAUGCAGUUAUCUGAUGGGUUUCUUGACAUUCCACCGCAAAGGGUGGACUCUUUGACAAAGUCCAAGCAAGAGGUUAUCGAUAUUAAAGGAUUGCGACUGAAUUUCGAAACUGUCAACAAGUUGGCCAACGCUUUUGGCCGUAAUGGAGACAUGUUGUAUCAUUGUUAUGUAUUUGAUUUCAGAGGUAGAGUAUAUCCAUUGUCGCCAUUGACCCACUAUGGCGGCGACUUGACUCGAUCAUUGUUUCAAUUCUGGCACAGUCGACCAUUAGGUGCUAAUGGAUUUUACUGGAUAAAGUAUCAAUUAAUGUCCGUGUUUGGUGGCAGCGGUGCAAUCAAUUGUGAGGAAUUUUUCAGUCAAAAUAAGGGCCACAUUCUUGAAUCAGCAACAGAUCCUUUGAGCAAUCAAUGGUGGAUGAAGGCCGAUGAACCAUUCUCUGCACUAUCGGUGUGCAUUGAAAUUAAAAAGAUUUUACACUUUGUUGAACAGGAUGGUGGCGAAAUUGAAGAGUACUUGUGUCGGUUACCUAUACACCAAGAUGGUUCAUGCAAUGGACUACAACACUAUGCAGCUUUAGCUGCUGAUGAACUGGGUGGAAAAGCAGUUAAUUUAGUCCCCAUGGAUACCAAGCAAGAUGUAUACUCAACGGUGCGAGAUAUUGUUGAAUGUAAAAUUAUUGACGAUGUUGAAAAUAAACUCAAAGGGGAAGCUCGUCAAGAAGCGGAAUUCAUGUUGAAGAUAUUGGAUCGUAAAUUGAUUAAACGACCAGUCAUGACUACUGUGUAUGGCGUUACAUUGGCUGGUGCAAGUAGACAAAUUUUAGAGAAUAUUGAGAAGAUUGUAUCGGAUCACGAUGAAAAUCCAUCCAAACGUGGGAUAUAUGAUGAACCAACCAUUGAUAAGCUACGUCAAUUCAAUUUGAAGUCGACUAUAUACUUGGCAAGACAGAUUUUGUCGUCAAUUGAUGAAUUGUUCUUCAAUGCUAAACAAAUGGAGGGGUGGCUCGUGGAAAACACGAGACGCAUCUUGACUAGUUAUAAUGUGAAAACGUUGGACUAUCUCCAAUUGAAGACUUUCGCAUCAUCUUCACUCACAUUAACAUCAGCGAGUGAAGCGUUGAACAAUUGGUACAGAAUUCCGAUAAGUUAUAGUCCCAUAAGUUGGGUAUCUGCCGGAGGGUUCCCUGUGAUUCAAACGUAUAGAAAACUACAACCUCACAGUGUUUCCGGAGCCUUGGGAUCAAUUAUGCAACUGGCUCUGAGUAAGUAUGCACCGAUGGAUAGACGUAAACAUGAGUUGGCCAUUGCUCCUAAUUUCAUUCAUUCUUUGGAUGCUAGUCAUAUGUUUAUGACAUGUGAUGCGUGUGCUUGUGAAGAGAAAAAGAAAGCAAGUGCAGGGGAUAGAGCUAAAAGUUUGACAUUUGCAUCAAUACAUGAUUCGUACUGGACGCAUCCAAAUCAAGUUGACACAUUAUCACAAAUCUUACGUCAGACAUUUGUUAAGCUACAUUCAUUUGAAUAUAUGGCUCAUGUUCGAAACGACUUUAUAAAUCAAGUCAAACGUUCGCAUUCCUUUCAAUUGGUUUAUUUCGACAAGUUGGAGUAUCCGGAUUUAUAUGCACAAGUGACAACUAUUCGAAAUGGGUAUAGUGAUAAUGAGGGAAGGAGGAUGGCAUAUUUAUUGAAUCACGAGUUGAAGCAAUUGCACAAUGAGGAAAAUGACCAUCCAGUGAGCCAAUUAAUCAAGCAGUACAGCCCGAAAUUGUAUCAUAUUGUCGGUAACACUAUUCGUGAAUACUCUUCAAAUGUGAAUGAUGUUGCAACAGUGAUUACCAAUCCACAACGAAAACAUUUGGUUCCUGUUUUCGUUCCUGUACAAAUUUUGAGCCUUCCAAAGAAUGGUAAUUUGGAUAUUAGACAAGUUUUACAAAGUAAAUAUUUCUUCUCUUAA
Molecule: messenger RNA, 3705 nt
Organism: Lodderomyces margitis
Lineage: Eukaryota; Fungi; Ascomycota; Pichiomycetes; Serinales; Debaryomycetaceae
Exons: 1
Coding region: 1-3705 (1234 amino acids)
Biological process (GO): mitochondrial transcription
Cellular component (GO): mitochondrial DNA-directed RNA polymerase complex
Molecular function (GO): DNA-directed RNA polymerase activity; mitochondrial promoter sequence-specific DNA binding
Source: RefSeq, a predicted model, not a curated record